This is a messenger RNA of Cottoperca gobio, 3024 nucleotides long. RefSeq names its product LMBR1 domain containing 1 (gene lmbrd1). Gene Ontology annotation, biological process: protein localization to lysosome. NCBI's taxonomy places the organism in Eukaryota, Metazoa, Chordata, Actinopteri, Perciformes, Bovichtidae. Gene Ontology annotation, cellular component: lysosomal membrane. The transcript has 16 exons. The coding region runs from base 73 to 1686 and encodes 537 amino acids. The record is from RefSeq and is a predicted model, not a curated record.
CGUCACGGCCGAUGCACUCCACUGUGGUGACGUCAGUGGGGGCACGUGGGUUUGUUAUUGCAGGAAGUGAAGAUGGCGGCUCAGUCGUUUGUCUCCGAGUCUAUGCUCGGAUGGUCUAUUUUCACCUUUAUACUUAUGAUAAUCCUGACGUUCUGUUGGUUCUACAUUCGGAAAUUUCAAAGUCGUCAGGAGAGUGAAGUUGUUUCCACUAUCACUGCAAUAUGUGCACUGGCCAUUGCUUUGAUAACCUCUGCACUUCUACCAGUGGAUAUCUUCCUUGUUUCCUUCAUGAAGUAUCCCAACGGUACCUAUAAGGAAUGGGCAGCAAACAAUGAGACGAGAGGGCAAAUAGAAGACACUGUGCUGUAUGGAUAUUACACACUUUACUCCAUCAUACUAUUCUGUGUCUUCCUGUGGAUCCCCUUUGUUUAUUUCUACUACGAAGAAAGGGACGACAACAACGUGAACAAAUGCUCGCAAGUGAAAAACGCUCUGAAGUACACAAUUGGAUUUGCCAUUGUCUGCGUGGCGCUCCUUUUAAUUGGAGCCUUCGUUCCUCUUGAGCCACCACCGGGUCAGAAUUCCACCCAAUGGGAGAAAGUACAAUACCUUUUCGAAGAGCUUGGGAGUAGUCAUGGUCUACCUGCUCUCUCUUUCUCCAUCAGCUCCUUGACCUUGAUUGGCAUGUUGGCAGUGAUCACUUACACGGCAUACGGUAUGUCUGUACUACCUUUGAACCUGAUAAAAGGCACAAGGAGUGUGGUGUACGAACGUCUGGAGAACACAGAGGACAUUGAUGAUGUUGAGCAUCAGAUAGAAAAGCUGAAAUCCAAGUGUCAAGACGGACGUCCCCUCUCCUCAAGGGACAGACAGAACCUUCAGGAGCUGGAGGGCAAACUGCAGGUCCUCCAGCGCAGGGGGAGACACCUUGAAAUUGCAGAGAGGAACUGCUGCACUAAAGUGGGCAGUGCUCUCAGGCCUUUAAAGAUAAUGCUGGGCAUUUUCUUCAUCCUGGUUGCACUGCUGUUCACUGUUGCCCUGUUCAUUUCAAAUUUGGAUAAAGCUCUGCACUCUGCGGGCAUCAGCUCCGGGUUCAUAAUCUUUGGCACCAACCUAACCAAUCCUCUGAAUGAACUUCUAUUAGCAUUACAACCCGUGUUUCCACUGGAUUACAUACUGAUCACAGUCAUCACCAUGUACUUUGUAGUCACCUCCAUGGCUGGCAUUCGUAACAUGGGCAUCUGGUUCUUCUGGAUAAGGCUGUACAAAAUAAGACCCAAGAAAACUCGCCCCCAGGCUCUCCUCUUCCUCUGUAUGAUUCUUCUCUUGAUUGUCCUUCACACCAGCUACAUGAUCUACAGCCUCGCUCCACAGUAUGUCAUGUAUGGCAGCCAGAAAUAUCUCGCACAGAGUCAGAUGCCCUCAGCAGGUCACACAUCUGGGAACGGCACCACAAGGAUCUGUGAUGCCGAUGCGCCUGAGGACCAGUGCACCGUGACGAGAUCGUAUCUUUUCCUCCACAAGUUCUGGUUCUUCAGCACCAUCUACUACUUCGGUAACUGGGCCUUUAUUGGGGCUUUCCUCAUUGGUCUGGUGGUGUCCUGCUGCAGAGGGAAGAAGUCUGUGAUCGAAGGAGAGGUGGAGGCCGAUGACUCCGACUUAAGUGAUGAUGAAUAUGUGCACUAAUAAUCAGUAGAUAUUCCCACCAUGACUUAAAGGGACUAGAAAGUACAAUUUCAUAAACGGAUAAAUGGAUGUCAGUAAUUUGUCAUAAUUUAAUUUAUUGGUUUUAAGGAGUUAUUGCAGUGGUGUCUUGUGGAUUCCAGCUUUUUUUUGAGUUGACGCAUCGCUCCCCUUGAUGAGACCGCUGAGACUGAUUGUUGUGUUUUUUUCUCAGUCAAUAUUAUCGAGGACUUCCAACUCAAUCCUACCUUGAGAUUCACUCAUCGACAGUUUGAAACUGACACAAUUGGUUAUUUUUCUAUUGGUAGAGACACACCAGAGACAAAGUUGUACGCUGCUCCAAAACUUUAUGUCUGAGCUUUAUGUAGAGUUUGGACAUAAACUUAGUUUUUACUUACUAAGCACUUUCUAGGCCCUUUAAAUGGUUGCUUUAUGACAGUAUCUAUAGUUGGCUGUAAUAUCUGUUUUCAGACGAUAAGAUCUGAGCCGACACAAACUGUUCUGCGUGCUUGUUUUCUGAAAAGCUAAUUGAUAUAAAAACAAUGAUUCUGUUUGACAGCAGUAACGUUUUCAACGUUUAUUUUUGCUCGUUUUGUCUGAGGUUAAAUACAGCGCUAGAUGGUUUGUUGCUUUCUUUUCUUCACAUUUAGUCUUUUGCCAUCUCAGAGCAUUAUUAUUAAAUAAACAUUACUGAACUUUCAUACCUGCGCUGUGUGAAAUGUAAAGGACCAAUUGCAGCUGUCGUGUUUCUAAGGUUUCAGUUAUUCUUUUUAAUUAUAUGGAUUUAACAGGUCUUUGCUGUCACUCUCGCAAGAACAUGAUAAAAAAAAAUAUGAAUAACAAAAUUGAAACAUAGAAUGAAUCAAAUAUGGAUGUCAUUUUGUUUUAAUUAAGGAGAACUUUUUCUUUUUGCAAGUGUUCUAGAGUUUAUCAACAGCAGGCUUUUUUUUCAAUUUUCAGUGUAUCUAGCGGUGUCAAAAUGUCAGCAAACGCUUCAUUUAAACAACAAAUUGACAGAAAAUAUGAAUGACAUAUAUUUAUCUGGAAACCAAAUAUUUGUGCCUCAUGAAUGUGCAACACCAUGAUGGGCACACACUACUGUACACGCUACCUUAAAUGAACCCUUAGAGAAAUCAGCCUGAAUCUCAUGAGUAUGUUUUUGUUGUUGAGAUAUUAGUCUGGUCACCUUCAUUGAGAAUCAAUGAAGUCCGCAGCUGGAAAUAUGGUUACAUGAUGACGGCAGAAGCUGCACUACAUGUUUUCGCCUGUGAUAAGAAUGCUGUUGUGUCAAUAUUGAAUGAUACCUGUAUUUAAAAAAUAAAUAAAUAAUUUAAAAACACA